AUGGGAGUAUUCAAAAAAAGAUAACUUCAUUCAUUAAACAAUUAAAGCAAAUCUUCUUCAGUAGAAACUGGAAAUUAUUGCCACUCUCCUAAAUGCAAGCGUUUGCAGAAAGAGCACUCCAUUUUGGUUAAAAUGAAUCAUCCUAAUAUAGUUAAAUGUGACAUUCAGUUCUAUCAAAAUGAAGAGAGGUGCUGUAUCCGACUUGAGUAAGCUGACUGUGAUUUUUUAGAAUAUUUGACUCAUUUCUUUUAAAAUCGUACUAAGGCUUUUUUUAGAACACAAGUUUCUUUAUUGAGAAAUAUAGCCUCGGCGAUUGACUAUCUUCAUCAAAAAAAUUAUGUCCACAAUGACAUUAAAUUGGAAAACUGUCUUUUGUUUGUUUAGGCUGAUAAAACAAGUAUUUACCAGUAAUCAAAAAGUAAAACAAAUACUUUUGAUUCUAAGCCUCAAAUCAAUACUGAAGACUAAAUGUCGCGUUCAACAACUCAAUCAGAAACUUAUAGCGAAUUAACAAAUAAAUAAUAAUCUGGAGGAGAUAUUUCAUCUUCCUGUUCAUUAUCUGACUAAUCUGCUCGCAGGAAAGACUCGACUAACUCAGAUGGGUCUAAAAAGUAGUCAAAAAAGACCUCUUCAAAAAAGGGUCGACUCAUUUUGAAACUAGCUGAUUUUGAAUUCUCUUGUGUGGAUGAGCAAUGUUAAACAAUCGAUUACUUGAAAAGCUGGAAAUUGCGUAACAGAAAAUACAUGAGCCCAGAAAUGCUAGAUAUUUGCUAUCUUUUGGAAACAACCUCUUAAACUACUCAUGAAAUUGAAAAAGAAGGCUAAAUCCCUAAUAAUGCUCUUUCUUUAUCUUCAAUAUUAAACAGCAACUUCAAAAGAGCUUGCUCUUUAUACUGUGAUGAACCCUAAAAAUCAGUAACAUCAGUUAAUGGAGAAGAGGAAAUUAGUGAUAGUCAGAUGACUAUUUCAACAGAUGUAACUGUUGGAAGCAAUCUGACUAAUAAUGAGCAAUAACAAAUAAUAACUUCUCAAGAGAAAAUGUAGAAUCUUGUAAAAAAUAUCAGCAUGAAAGCGAAUGAUAUCUUUUGCUAUGGCAUUUUGUGCUUUUCUUCAAUUUUUGGAGUUUAUCCCUUCUAAAAAGAGCCCUCCAAGCAAGAUCCAAUUUAUAACUUGAUUGUUGAAGAUCGUCUAAAUGAAUUUUGGAAUCUUUUUGAAAGUAGAAUCAAAGAUAUGUUAGCCUAAGGUCUUCAACUAGAGUAAUUAAAUUUACUCAAAGACCUUUUGUAAAGGCUUUUAUAAUAUAAUCCACAAAACAGGCCUAACAGCUAACAAAUAUUGAAUCAUCCAUAUUUUACAGAAAAAAUCUAAUAAACUUAAUGA
This is a messenger RNA of Tetrahymena thermophila SB210, 1380 nucleotides long. RefSeq names its product kinase domain protein. Gene Ontology annotation, cellular component: nucleus; cytoplasm. NCBI's taxonomy places the organism in Eukaryota, Ciliophora, Oligohymenophorea, Hymenostomatida, Tetrahymenidae. Gene Ontology annotation, biological process: mitotic DNA damage checkpoint signaling; protein phosphorylation. Gene Ontology annotation, molecular function: ATP binding; protein serine/threonine kinase activity. The transcript has a single exon. The record is from RefSeq and is a predicted model, not a curated record.